GGGAUAUUUGUGAUUGGUUCAUCCCCUCCCUCUGCCUCUCUCCCUUCCUCCCGCGUGAUUGUAUGUAAAUCCGGUCGGGACUGAGCCAGUAGGUGAGGUUGGGGCUGGUGGCUCCUGCCUCGGUGGCGCACACGAGACCCGAGAGCGGCCGAGGUGAGAUCGCUGCGCCGUCAGGAGCUGUCCACUGCGCCGUGGUGCUGAACUCCACAUCCCUCUCCUGCUUUGCGUCCUCUUCCAUCGGCUCUACUCUACACUGGUGAUAUUUUGGGAAAGGAUUAACAACCUCCCCUUUGGCUGAUUUUAGGUGCAAACUUCUCCCGAGGACAUCUUUCUCUUUACACAUCGGAAAUUACACGCGCCGUGGAUUUGACCGAUCAUUAAUAAUAGUUUGUUUAGAAGUGUUGCUUCCUUGCUUUUUCCACUAAUAUCGUUUGGAUUAUCCUCCUGGAUGGUUUACGUCUGGACACACAGGAAAAGACCAAUGAAGACAGCCAGAUGGUGGUCGACGGCAAUUUUACUGUUGGGGCUCGCUGUGCUUGGCGCCGACGGGAGACCCAACAACGAGGGAUUCAGGUCGACGCUCUAUCGACCAGUCGUGAGAUUCCGACACAAGGAUGGGAUCCCUGAAAGCUUGAGGAUAAAGGGGUUUAUGGGACACAAUGGCUAUCCAAGUCCAUGUGAACACAAGUACUGUGGCUUGGGGCGUCAUUGUGUGGCCAACCAUGAGACGGGCCAAGGGGAGUGUAAGUGCUUGGAUCACUGUAAACCACACUAUAAACCUGUGUGUGGUUCAGAUGGGAAGCUCUACCAGAACCAUUGUGAGCUCCACCGGGCCUCCUGUCUCAGAGGACACAGGAUUACCAUCAUGCACAGCGAGGAGUGCUUCUACAAAGAUGAUACCUGCAGACUGAGUGACUACCGUCGGCUGAAAACCAAGAUUCUGGAUUUGCAUGACAAACGGUACAUGGGGUCUAGCAUCCAUGGAGCCCACAAGGACAACAUGGCUGCCAAGAAGCAACUGGUUGAUAUGAUGUUCAAACGCUUUGACGCAGACACCAACGGUCAAAUAGAUGCCAGCGAGCUCUCACAGGUCAUCAAGCAAGAAGGUCUGUCCAAGGAUGUCUCUGAGUGCACAUUGUUCGACCUUCUAAAGUACAACGAUGUCAACGACGAUGAGCACCUGACAAAAGAGGAGUUUUACACAGCUUUUGACGUGUACCUGCUCACACUUCCAGAUGACCAGAAAGUGAGCGUCACCACAGUAACAGUCGGCCAGAGCGCUGUGUUGACAUGUGCCAUCACAGGAGAGCGGAGGCCUCCGAUACUGUGGAAGAGAAACCAUCAGUAUCUAAACUCCCUGAACCUGGAAGACAUCAACGACUUUGGGGAUGAUGGCUCACUGUACAUCACCAAGGUGACCACAACCCACAUGGGCAACUACACCUGUCAUGCUGAUGGCUACGAGAAACUCUUUCAGAUCCACAGUCUUCAAGUGAACGUUCCCCCCGUCAUCCGAGUGUACCCAGAGAGCCAAGCCAGAGAGCCGGGCGUCACUGCCAGCCUGCGGUGCCACGCUGAGGGCAUCCCCAGCCCCCAGCUGGCCUGGCUGAAGAAUGGCAUGGACAUCACAACCAAGCUGUCCAAACAACUCACCCUGCAAGCUAAUGGAAGCGAGGUGCACAUCAGCAACGUGCACUUUGAGGACACUGGCGCCUAUACCUGCAUCGCUAAAAAUGAAGCUGGCGUCGAUGAGGACAUCUCUUCGCUAUUUGUGGAGGACUCUGCACGCAAAACCUUGGCAAACAUUUUGUGGCGAGAAGAAGGUCUCGGCAUCGGCAACAUGUUCUAUGUGUUCUAUGAAGACGGCAUUAAAGUCAUUCAGCCUGUGGCAUGCGAGAUACAGCGACACAUUAAGCCCAGCGAGAAGCUGCUUGCUCUGCAGGAGGAGGUGUGCCCCACCUCACCAGGAGAGGAGGUUCAGAGGUGCGUGUGGUCAUCAGCAGUCAACAUCAAGGACAAGUUUAUUUAUGUGACACAGCCAACCUUGGACCGAGUGCUCAUAGUUGACAUCCAGUCUCAGAAGGCUGUCCAGACGGUCAGCACCGACCCCUUUCCUGUGAAGCUUCACUAUGACAAAUCUCACGACCAGGUGUGGCUGCUCAGCUGGGGGGACAUGGAGAAGAACUUUCCUACUCUACAGGUGAUCAAUCAGGCCAGUGGAAGAGUCUCCCAUCACACCGUUCACACGCAGCCCAUCGGCAGACGCUUCGACAGGGUGGACGACUUCUUCAUUCCCGCCUCCAGCCUCAUCAUUAACCACAUCAGAUUUGGCCUCAUCCUUCACCGAAAUGAGCCUGUCCUGCACAAGAUCGACCUGGAGACAACGUCGUAUGUGAAAAACAUCAGCUUACGGGAGUAUAACUGCAUCCCCAAGUCUGUAGCGUACACCCAUCUCGGCGGCUACUACUUUGUCAACUGCAAGCCCGACUCGACCGGCGCCACGCAGCCGCAGCUCAUCUUGGACAGUGUAACAGAUAGUGUGAUCGGCCAGAACCGUGAUGUCACUGGCGCUCCGUACGUGUCUCCAGACGGACACUACCUGGUCACUGUCGAUGAUGGCGACGGCCUGAUUAGGGUUCAGGUGAUCUUAGAGCGGGGAGAGAUCCAGGAGCCCUUUGACAUCCACACCAACCUCCACCUGUCAGACCUGGCCUUCCAGCGCUCCUUCACAGAGGUCCACCAGUACAACGUGUUCGGCAGCUCCGGCCGUCAAACUGAUGCUCUGUUUGUGGAGCUGAGCACCGGCAAAGUGAAGAUGAUCAAGAGCUUGAAAGAGGCCACCAAGUCAUUCGAGUGGCCGUGGAGCAGUAGGAACAGGGUAAUGGCGGGCAGCGGACUGUUCGGACAGUACCUCAUGACUCCGUCCAGAGAGUCCCUCUUCAUCCUGGACGGACGGCUCAACAAGCUCAACUGUGAGAUCACUGAUGUCCUCAAAGGCAACGUGGUGGUGUGGGUUGGGGAGUCUUAGGUCCUAAACAUCCAGACCCAAUGAGCUUUCUUUUCCUCAAAGGUACUGUUGCACUGAAUUCUGUUGCAUAUUUUUUAAUUUUGUGGGAACGCGAUAGUGAAUACCACAGAUUCAGAAACCAAAUUGACCAUUUGUAAAUCCACUGGAUGAUGGACUGUCAUCCAAAAAAAAGAAAGAAAAAAAAAUACACAAGUGAGGGAUUAACUGAUUGAUAUUCUCUUAAAGCCAAGUUUAAAUCUUUUUUUCCACUGGGUGGUUCACAUUUAAGUCAACAUAAAGUUGCUUGCUGGUAAUCUUUUUCAGGAAAAAUUGGUAUGAAUCCGUAAAUAUGUGCAACUUUGCAUUAUUAUUCACAAUUGGUUGUAUUCAGUGUGUGGGAAUGCUGUAGAUAAUCUCUGAACAAAACUAAUAUUUAAGUGAAUUGGCAGAAAUUAAUAUACAUAUAUAUACUGUAUAUGUCCGGAUUAACUCUUGUACGUAAGUUUACCCAUCCCAAACUUUUUUCCUGUGCCUUCAAGGAAAAUUCCCCUCCAUCAGAGGAAUUAGCGUAAUUAUUCCCAGUGUGACUGCAGAGUACACCUCCUUCUUUGACCCCUCCAUUCGUGGUGAGCGUGGUUCCUCACAAAUCCACCACUCUUGUCUAUCCGUCCGUCCAACGCUGCCGAUUCAGUCUAAUUAAAACGAGCCCUCGCUGUGAUCCCAUCCUGUUUGAAGUGGAGACCGAGAGACUGAGUGGUUCAUUACGGCUGUGCGCUAUGUAACCUUUGAUCCGAAAUUAUAACCAGCGUUGGAAGGUUUUUAAUGAUAUCUAUAUAGGUCUCCUUUUUAGUCCAAAGCAUAAAAAUGAAAGUCAGUGGCAAAUGUUAGUGAAAUUGUACCAGCUUUAUACACUGCACAUUAUAUUUAAAAUAUUUCAAAAUGUUCCUUAGCAAUGAGUCAAUAGAGCACUCGUGUGUGAAGAGAAUUGUAAUAUCCCUGGACCAAAAAAAAAAAAAAAAAACAGAAAAAGAUGAGAACAGCAUCUUAGAGUGUAAUAGAGUGAGCUGUUGAAAAACAUGCAUUGUCUUUGGCAGUGUGCUUCAAGUGGAUGUUUUAAUGUGGAGUAAUGAUGAGCUAGCACACUGGGGAGAGGGGUAGUAGUGUUGUGUAGAGGGUCUGUGAGGCUUUGAAUCUGACAAACAACUCUUUCUGAAUGCUCCUGCAGUAGACACGUAGCCGGAGAGUCAAUGAAACGGUUUCCUAGCUGGACACAUUUCUAUGCAUUUUCACCCUAGCACUCUAUGACUCUGUGAACCACAAUGGGCAACUCAAAUUUAGUGAGGACUUUUGAUGUGUACAGAUUAUAUAAAGUCAUUCUGUCUUUCCUGUUAAAUCUUCCUCCGAUAUGUUUUUUGAUUUUACUUUAUUUCCUCAGUCACAUGUUUUCAAACCUUUAAACCCUGUACUGCUGAUGAUGACCUUUUCUCUCUAUUUAUGUUCUGUACAUAGUGGCUGACUGUGACUCCAUUAGUUUCUCAUUCAAUGUACAGUUUCACGAAAGGUUCUGUUCAUAAUCAACCUUUUUAAGAAAUAAAAACACACAGCUGUCAUGAUCCACAUCUUGUACCCCCGAGCACAUUGUGACCAAACACAAACGCUUUCACCUCCACAUAGCCAUGUCUUGUAUGUUUCUUCAUGUGAUUGUUAUUUAUAUAGAGAAAACACGCUUGUCAUUUUACCCAACAAUAAAAACUAGACCAUGAAAA
Messenger RNA from Centropristis striata (black sea bass), 4773 nucleotides. RefSeq names its product follistatin-like 5 (gene fstl5). Bases 449 to 3028 code for a protein of 859 amino acids. NCBI's taxonomy places the organism in Eukaryota, Metazoa, Chordata, Actinopteri, Perciformes, Serranidae. Gene Ontology annotation, biological process: multicellular organism development; cell differentiation; regulation of BMP signaling pathway. The transcript has 16 exons. Gene Ontology annotation, molecular function: protein binding; calcium ion binding. The record is from RefSeq and is a predicted model, not a curated record.